UUAGCAGUUCUAUUUCAUACAAUCUAGUCAGUCAAACAAUUUCAGGACAAAAGAAUAAUUAUUUUGUUUUCUGGAAUCGGAAUUAUUAGACCAGUGCUAUUCUCUCUGUGGAUUAGUAGACAAUAAUAUAGGUUGGUGAAUGAAGUGAGUGUAUUAGUAGGAUUAAAUUUAUAGAAUUUCAAGUUUUGUUAAGGUAUUUUUUGCUAGGUCUUAUUGAAAGUUUAUAAAAACAUAAUUACCAGUUCACCAAGCAAGGAGUCUAUUACUCAAGGUGUCUAACUAAAGACAAACUUUAAUACUAAGUAAGUCAUAAACUAGUUGCAAUUAAUAAUUCGAGAAACUUUCGUAAGUGAGAAACUAACUUGUAAGUGACAAACUAACUUGUAAGUUACAAAUAACUUGUAAGUGACAAAGUGACUUGUCAAGUGUCUACAAAUGACUUUUAGGCUACUUCUGUAAGUGAGAAACUAACUUGUAAGUGACAAACUAACUUGUAAGUGACAAACUAACUUGUAAGUUACAAAUAGCUUGUAAGUGACAAAGUGACUUGUCAAGUGCCUACAAGUAAAUUGUAGGCUACUUCUGUAGGUGAGAAACUAACUUGAAAACCAAAGAAUUGAAUUGGUUCUGUAGAUAAUUUGUGAAACUUCUUCGAGUAAUUAACCAACUUGAAAACCAUGAGUGGUUCAUCGAGCAGAGUUUUUCGACCAAAUAUGUUGUUUCUUGUAGUAUCUGUGCUAAGUUGUGUGCUGAUGAAUACUGAAGCAGCUUUUAAGCCUAGAGAGGAGAAAACCAAAUGUCCUGCUGUUAAAGCACUUCGCAAUUUUGAUUUGGAGAAGCUCAUGGGCUCCUGGUACGUGGUUCAGUACUACGCCAGCUCUGAGGAGGACCUGUCAUACAAGUGCAUGCGUUUAGAGUUCUCCAUGUCUACCAAUGAGAUGUCAGAGCACAUGCACGUCUAUCUCAACUUCAGCUAUGUCUUCAGCGAUGAUCCAGACAAAGAAAGACUUCUUGGCAAUAUCACCUGGAUUAUACCUGAUAACAGCCAUCCGGCACAUUGGAUUCAUAUGGAGGAUAUAUACGAAGGAGUGUACAACACAUACGUUCUGGACUCUGACUACACCAGCUGGAGUCUGCUUUUACACUGCGCCGAGAAAUCAGCAAGUCCGCGCUACCUGUCCAGUUUUAUAAUGUCGCGCACAAUCAAACUUCCCGCCAACGUGAUCUCGUUUCUGCGCGAGAAAUUGCCGCGAUACGAGAUCGACCUCGAGUACAUGUUUCCGAUGUCCCAGCACCAUUGCUCCAGUCCACAGAAUGAGCUGCAUUAUGCCAGUGGUCACACAGGGAGCAAGAGGCAGAACGGUAGACGACAUCCUAUGAAGAAUGUGCAUCAUUGAGCAUUUGUGAAUCAAUGAUUCAGUAUGGUGGGCCGUCCACUAGAACCGUUUUCGGCCGAAAACUACCGAACUCGUCCGAACGAUCCCCCAACAAAGAAAGGAAUUAGAUGCUCGUCCAUUGCCGGCUCCGGCCGAUCAAUUUUUUGAUCCGAAUUGAAUGGGAUUUUCCGGCUCUAUCCGGCCGAACUAACUAGUCGAGCUGAGACAACAACUAGUGUUCCUGACCUAAAAUUGUUCCACAGUCUUGUUUGUUUUUGUUUUUUGAAGUUGUUCUGUGUUACAAAGAUGUUUUACAAGCAUUGUUCUAUUUCAAUAACGGCUGAAAAUUCAACACAUCAUCAUACUCUAUAAUUGUGUUAGCGUUAAUCCUCAAAUAAUCCUCCAAAGUCAUCAAACAAUAUUAUUUCAAGAUUUUAAGAUGUAACUUUCGUUGAUAUUUAGUUAAUACACUAGUAGUUCUGUGAACAGUAGACCUCACGCAGUAUUCUCAUCCACAAGUACCUGAUUGAAACUAUAGACCUUAUGGAAAUACAGCAAUAGACUGGCUUCUCCACACAUCUGUGUAAUCACUUGUCAGCUGAUUUAUGAUGAAUAUAUAGUCUGAUUUCUACUCUAAUAUUGGCGUAUGAAGGAGGCUCCUUUUUCCUUUUAUAUUAUCCUUGAAAUGCAAAAUUUCCAAAAACCUUGUAUAUACGUCGACGCGCAAUUAAAAAAGGAACAUACCUGUCAAAUUUCAUGAAAAUCUAUUACCGCGUUUCGCCGUAAAUGCGCAACAUAUAAACAUUCAAACAUUUAAACGUUAAGAGAAAUGCCAAACCGUCAACUUGAAUCUUAGACCUCACUUCGCUCGGUCAAUAAAUAUUUAAUAAUGAUUUUUGUAUGAUGAUAUGAAUGAAUAUCUGUGAAUUUAAACAGUUAUUUUAAUGUGUUAGGGAAAUUAUGAGUUAAUCUAUUUUGUUUCAAACAACAAUAACUAUGAGAAAAAAAAACUGAAUUCAAGUGGAAAAAUGUAGAAAAUUCUACUGAUGUGGAAUUAGAAAGUAGAAAUUAUUGUGUUAUAAUUUAUUGAUAUUGUGAUUGUGGAAUGUAAUAAAUAAAUAAUUGAUAAUUAGUAGGUACUUUCAAGUAGCAUAACUACUGUACUGGACUGACGAAAACGGUUCCAAUGGACGACCGUAUACGGCCGAGUUGACAGCCGGCAGAUUCGACCGAUCCAACGUCCGAAUGGAUCGGUUGAAUACGGUUCCAGUGGACGGUUACCCUAUGGGCUAGACAUUGUUCUUCAGUAUUUUAAUAAAUAUUAUUCUAUUCUUAAA
Messenger RNA from Nilaparvata lugens (brown planthopper), 2713 nucleotides. RefSeq lists its product as uncharacterized. Bases 678 to 1397 code for a protein of 239 amino acids. NCBI's taxonomy places the organism in Eukaryota, Metazoa, Arthropoda, Insecta, Hemiptera, Delphacidae. The record is from RefSeq and is a predicted model, not a curated record. The transcript is spliced from 4 exons.